UGCCGAUUAAUGCUUCCGUCAGAUUCCUGCAAAGUCUAUCCAUGGAAGUACAAAAUUGCAUAAAUAAGGGAUAUCUCUGGAAGAAAAAGAGAAGAUAAGGAAUAGUGGAGAAAUGGGGCAAGAAGAUGGGUGGACAAAGGGCAUGGGAGGUUCACUUCCUGUUGAGAAUGUGCAGGCGCUUGCUUCCAAGAAUCUCAAGGACAUACCACACAGAUACAUCAGGCCUGACCUCGAAUUCGACGACGUUUCAGUGGAUGAAGCUCUCCAAAUUCCAGUCAUCGAUAUGAGCAAGCUGGUGGGAAAUCACUCAGACCAUGGUGAUGAACUGGCUGAGCUUCAUCAGGCCUGUGAAAACUGGGGAUUUUUUCAGCUGAUAAAUCAUGGGGUUCCGGAAGAAGCGAUGGAGAAUAUGAAGAGGGAGACAGAAGAGUUCUUUAAGCUGCCAUUGGAGGAGAAGAUGGCCUGUGCUCAGCUGCCCGAUAGUAUAGAAGGAUAUGGGCAAGCCUUUGUUGUUUCUGAAGAACAAAAGCUUGAUUGGGGUGACAUGCUUUUCCUACUUUCCAUGCCUAACUCCAUAAGAAAAAUGAGAUAUUGCCAACUAUUCCCACUUCUUUUAGGUAAAUCAUUUUCUGAAAGCGAAAUAUGCUUGCCUAUGGAGUUUACAGAUUUGUUAAGUUCGAUUCGGUUAAUUAUGGUAUCGUUUUAUUAUUAUUAUUAUUUUGAAACAGGUAUGGUUUUAUUAUUGAUGUACCAUGUUGGUAACUUAAUUUUUAUUAGAGAAAUCUUUUACAAGUACUCAACAGAGGUGCAAAGAGUUGCAGAAUGCUUGGUGAGGUUGAUGGGCAGGAACUUGGAGAUAGAGCCAAAGAAGCUCGGAAGCAUGUUUGAAGAUGGGAUACAAUCUAUAAGAUUGAAUUAUUAUCCACCCUGUGUGGAGGCAAACAAGGUCACAGGUCUAAACACCCACUCUGAUUCAACUGGGUUGACAUUGUUAAUUCAAGCAAAUGAAGUUCAAGGGUUGCAAAUAAAGAAAAAUGGUAAAUGGGUACCCAUCAAGCCUAUCCCUGGUGCCUUUAUUGUCAAUAUUGGUGACAUCAUGGAGAUAAUGAGCAAUGGGAAAUACAAGAGCAUAGAGCACAGAGCGGUUGUGAACCCAGAAAAAGAAAGGCUUUCAAUUGCAGCAUUUCAUGGUCCAAAUAUGAAGAGCAUUAUAGCACCUCUUGAAGAUCUUGUUAAGAAGGAGACACCAAAUUACAAGUCCUUAACACAUGAAGAAUUUGUGAAGCUUGUUGUCCGCAGCAAAAUUGAUGGUAAAAGCAUAGUGGGUCGCAUGAAAUUGGAGCACUGAAUAAAGCUUUUGCCCAUUUUGGGAGAAUGAUUUUUCAGCCAUAUGACUAGGGGUGAGCAUUCGGUCGGUUCGGUUCAAAACCGAACCGAACCGAAUAAAUCGA
Molecule: messenger RNA, 1451 nt
Organism: Manihot esculenta (cassava)
Lineage: Eukaryota; Viridiplantae; Streptophyta; Magnoliopsida; Malpighiales; Euphorbiaceae
Product: S-norcoclaurine synthase 1
Exons: 4
Coding region: 113-1348 (411 amino acids)
Source: RefSeq, a predicted model, not a curated record